AUGUGGGGAAACGAGACUGAAAUCACAGAGUUUAUCCUUCUGGGGUUUGGGGAACUCCAUGAUCUGCAAAUCUUCUUGUUCCUGGUGUUUCUGGUGAUCUACAUUUUGACCAUGACUGCCAACAUCCUCACUGUUGUUCUAAUAGUGAUUGACCAGCAUCUUCACACUCCCAUGUACUUCUUCCUGGGAAAUUUGUCUUGCUUAGAGACAUUCUACAGCUCAACCAUCCUGCACAGAAUGCUGGCCAGUCUCUUAACAGGCGACAAAACCAUCUCUCUCAAAGGAUGUAUGACUCAGUUGUUUUUCUUUGCCUUUCUGAUUAGUACAGAAUGUUAUCUUCUCUCUGUAAUGUCCUAUGACCAUUUCAUGGCAAUAUGCAAACCUCUUCAUUAUCCAACUCUUAUGAAUGGAAAGCUCUGUAUUAAAUUAGCUGCUGGUUCUUGGAUCAAUAGCAUUCUGUUUACCUCCAUAUAUUUGGGGGUGAUCUUAAAAAUGCAGUUAUGUGGUUCCAAUGAAAUCAAUCAUUUCUAUUGUGAUUCUCUCCCAUUAGCAAAGCUCUCCUGCAGUCACUUGAGCCUUGUAAAACAUAUCACUGUCAUUGUGUCCUUUGUAUUUACUUUCCCUCCGUUUCUUUUGACCCUGACUUCCUACAUCUAUAUUAUUGCUACCAUCUUAAGCAUCCCAUCAUCCACUGGGAGACAAAAGGCCUUCUCCACCUGUUCAUCCCACCUGAUUGUUGUCUCUAUUUUCUAUGGGGCAUUGAUCAUUGUAUAUCUGAUCCCAAAAACGGAGACAAUGAGAGAAGUCAAUAAAAUAUUUUCUGUUCUGUACACAGUCUUGCCCCCCCCAUAG
This is a messenger RNA of Hemicordylus capensis (graceful crag lizard), 852 nucleotides long. RefSeq names its product olfactory receptor 1020-like. Gene Ontology annotation, biological process: G protein-coupled receptor signaling pathway. The record is from RefSeq and is a predicted model, not a curated record. Lineage: Eukaryota; Metazoa; Chordata; Lepidosauria; Squamata; Cordylidae. The coding region runs from base 1 to 852 and encodes 283 amino acids. Gene Ontology annotation, cellular component: membrane. Gene Ontology annotation, molecular function: G protein-coupled receptor activity; olfactory receptor activity. The transcript has a single exon.